Messenger RNA from Clupea harengus (Atlantic herring), 2877 nucleotides. Its product is annotated as F-box only protein 47. Gene Ontology annotation, molecular function: protein binding. The record is from RefSeq and is a predicted model, not a curated record. NCBI's taxonomy places the organism in Eukaryota, Metazoa, Chordata, Actinopteri, Clupeiformes, Clupeidae.
CUCCUUUAACUUAGUGAAAAUGUUUAGUUUGUAUAGGCAAAUUAUUGUGUUUUAAUAGGAACUAGCAUAUGGUUUGAAGUUGCUGGGUGAAACAGUUAUCCAUCUGUUUUGAUUCGGUUAACCCAGCAUUGGGUUGGUACAAUAGUUACCCAGUGUUUGGGUUAAAAAUACCCCCAUUUUUUUUCCAGAAUUUAUAUAAACACCAUAGAACCAAUGGCUUCCCGCCAAGACUUGACUAUGAUAGGGUGACUAGACGUCCCCGGUUUCCGUUUACAAACAUAAUAAUAUUACACUGUUUUGGAGGUGUUUACGUGUCUGAAAAUGUCCACAGAUUUUGUCUCAGAAAUAUGGUCACCUUAUAGAUAGACAAUGAUAUAAAAACAACAUAAAAAAAAAAAAGAAUAUAAAUUUGACAAAGAUUCGAUUCACCAGCUGUUGCCACCCGAUUCCAUAAGCUCAGUGAAAUAACCCCGUUCAAUGAAACGGUUUUUGGCCUGACCGUCAACACUAUGCAGAGGCACAGCUCUGGGCCUAUGCAUCCAAACUCUAAAGAUGGAGGGGAUAUGAUGUACAAACACAGAAAGAAAAUCUCAAUCAUGAGGCAACCAAUUAAACUCGCAGGAAAACAUUUCUAGAAUGCUAUACACAUUCUGUCGACACACAAAUCAAUGGCACGAGAAGCUUUUUUGGCGGCACAUCUCAAAGCUAAGCAAAUUGGAGCAUUACUCUGGUCUAGAACAGCUGACUAUUUUUCCUCAGUAACGUUAGCUCAGGUUGAGGUUAAGGCAUUGGACAGGAAACUUAAUCGUAGACAAAAUAGCUAGUUAAUUGCUUUUUAAAACUUUAGCACAGGAAAACAGCCGUAACCUAUACAUUUGCAAGUUUUGUAGAGCUCAGGACAAUUACCUGGAAAUGUUGUCUGUGACUGGGGAACACGUUGCAAAUAGACGAUGCCAACGCAAAUCCAGAAAGCAACAACCUUACUCAAGGACAAUAAUUACCAGGAGUCAAUGUAGCGCUUCUCAGGGCUUCUUUGAAAGACUUCCUUCAGAAGUAUUUGAUUUGAUUUUGGACCACCUGACUGUGAUUGAUAUUAGUGUAUUGAGUAUGAUAUCAAAGGCCAUCAGCAACUAUAUUGUGAGGUAUGUGUCCACAUUGUCCUGGAAGAACAAAAUGGUUUUGUGGAAGUUUCACCAUUACAGCUCACCAAAAGAGGAGCUCUCUGCCUGCAGUCAUUACAGAUCUCUUGGUUUGCUCUUCAAGAGGUGUACCCUUUUAUUACCCACGAAAGACAGAUUGAAGUUUAUGAGUCGCAGGUUAUCACAGGUUCCUUGUUUUACCCUGGAUCAGUGUACAUCAACAUCUGGGUGCCUGGGCUUUGCGUGUUACGGAAUGUUCCUACAGACCUUAAUAGCUGGAUGGGAUGAACUGGAGUGCCACCGUGUGUUCAACUUCUUGUGUGAAAUAACCAACUUAACUCGAAAGAUUGAGACAGUUGUCACAAGCAAGCCAGGAUCCUCUCCCCACCUGGAGCAGCAGAUCCGCUGCUUCUGCCGAAAUGUGCUGCUGGACCCACGGCAGACCCGCCAGGACACGCUCUUCUGGCUGACCUGCAUCCUUAAGCCCUGGCCCAUGGUGAGCCAGGCCCGCCUGCUCUUCAUCCUCUACGGGCCUCUCCAGUCCAACGGAAAACUUGGGUGGCAAGAUGUGUGUGUGGGACUUGUGGCCCAGUGCAGCUUGUGGGACCUGGCCAAAACGAUCAUCUUACUGUACAGCGAUGCAGACACCAAGGACUGGACAGCAGACACUGUACUUGGCAUUGUAGAUGAGAUGGCGGUCUUACCGCAGCCCUGGUACCUGGAGAACAUGGCACGACUACUCAUCCUGUGUGGAAACAACAUCUGCUACAGCGUACUAGCCAGCAAAGCCAUCAAUGGAAGACUCUUUGACAUUUCUCAACUUCUUGUUUUUAUUAUCCUGGUGUCUGAGAAGGAUGGCUACUGUAUGAGCUGGGCAGUCAAGAUGAUGCAACAGCUCUGCAAUGUGUUCCCCGGGGCCCCAGAGAAGUGGUCCUUCCUUCAGAGUAUGGAGAACAUGCUGUCCGAAGUCUCCAUGGAGAUGUAUGAGCUCAUUGUGUCAGGCAAUCGCAAUGAGAACCAAGACACCUUUCAGAACCUGUGCAGCCUCCUGAACGCCUGUGCCCACUUCCACACUGAGAUCAUUUACAUGUUCAUGAAGCAGGGCUGAGGUUCAUGGCACAUUUCUCUUCGGGAUGCAAUGAAUCACUCGGACUCCUUGCUACAUGCCUCCAGACAAAGUAGGGUCAUAACAAUGGCUCUUUGGGCUGUAGCUCUGAGCUUACAUAAAAAUGAAAGCAAAUUGUUUUAAUACAUAGUGUAACCAUCAAGACUUAUAUAUGCUGUGUUUGGAACAUUUGUAAUGAAAUAUUUGGAACAUAUUUAAAUGUGUUCUUUGUUAUAUAGUAUGUAUAUUUAUUGAAAUAAAUGAUGUAGGUGUACAUAUAUGUUAAAUAUUUAUAUAUAUAUUCCAUUUAUUUGUUAAAAUGUUUCUUUGCAUUAUGUUCAUAUUUGUCACCAUUUAUCAUUUUUUGCUUCAGCUGCUUGUUUUUCUUUAGUUAGCUGUAUGUCUGACUCAUGUUGUUUGGAACUGUAUUUCUUGACUUUGUGAAGUCAUGUUUAAGACAAAUAUUAAAACUUUGUAUGUUGAGACAGAUAAAGUUUUGAAGUUUAUAACAUGUUACAGCAUUUUUGGACAGACAGCAUUGUUCUCUGAGAGGAAUGUUUGCAUAGUGUCCUUUGAUAGUUUUGUGUCAAAGCAGGGAGAGAAGCAAAAAGAACCCCAAACAAAAAACAGCAU